Porites lobata is the source of this 1146-nucleotide messenger RNA. Lineage: Eukaryota; Metazoa; Cnidaria; Anthozoa; Scleractinia; Poritidae. The record is from the annotation of a GenBank genome assembly.
AUGGGGAGAUAUGUUGCAAGUGAAUUAAUGAGAAAUAGAGAACUACAACGUAAAGCUGUAAAUUAUGGAAUUAACAAACUAACUCCCCUUAUUCAAGAUUCUGUUGGUACAGCAUUAGAUGAAUUAUCAACCAAAGUUAGACCCAAAAAGGAAUACAAAACCGAUAGAAAGGAUCUGGACGGCCGAGGUAUUGAUCCAAUAACCGUUGUAAAAAAAGCGCCAGAUGUCGCAAUGAAAACAACACAAGAAUUGAUUCCAUCUUUGAAACCAGUUUACGAUAGAUAUAAAUCUGGGGAUAUUUUCAAAUCCGCUUUUGGAAGUGAACAUGGAAUUACAUCAAGUAGGUUUUGGAGAAGGCCAACAGCGGCAGAAGAGAAAGCAAAGGGAAUAAUACGCAAAGGUAGUAAUCCUGAAUUAUUCUUUGCAUUUCACAAAGAUGGUAAGAAAUUUAGAAAAUAUAAAACAAAGUUUUUUGAAGAAAACCCAGAAGCUUUAACAGAUAUAAACAACAUUAUUUCAUCUUAUCCAGAUACAUGGCCAGAUAUUAUAAAAAAUAAGUAUGGAAUUAACAUUGAUGAACACUUUUGGGAAAAUAAUCCGUUACUAAGUUUUGGAAGUGGAGUCGAUAUUCACAAAUGGAUUGGAAAACUCCCAAGACCAAAAGGAGGAUGGACAGCAGGUAAGUAUAAAUAUAUGGGACCCUAUAAUCCUCUAGAAGAACAAUUAAGUUAUGAUCCAAACACUGGAGAAGUAACAGAGUGGAAAGUUAAACCAUAUAACCGCGUUGAUGAGAUAGCAGCAGAUCAUGACAUCUGUUAUGACAUGGGAAGAAACAAAGGUGAUUGCGAUAGAGAGAUGGUACAGUCAUUGGAUGAGAUUCCAUACGGUGAAAUGCCAAAGUGGGGCUCAACUGCUAGAUUCUUGAUUAAUACAAAGAAAAAAACUUGGACUUGGCCUUCAAAAAAACGCGAGUCGGCGUUGAGUAGUGAUUGGUCUCAACAAUUAGCCGACGAAAUUCACAAACCAAUCACAAGAAACUUUCAAAAGAGAACAGUGGUGACAAACGGGAUUGAUGCGAUCUGGGCUGCUGAUUUGGUUGAAAUGCAACGUUUAGUAAGUGGAACAAAGGUAUUAAAUAUCUUUUGA